Physcomitrium patens is the source of this 5146-nucleotide messenger RNA. The record is from RefSeq and is a predicted model, not a curated record. NCBI's taxonomy places the organism in Eukaryota, Viridiplantae, Streptophyta, Bryopsida, Funariales, Funariaceae.
GCUCACUCCUGCAGCCAACCGCCUCUUCAAUCAUUUGUACAAUAAUGUGGCAUCGUGGGGGGGGGGAGUUUGAGUUUUUGUUUUUUUUCACCGUCUCCUGAAUCAGAGAGUCGUUUAGAAAUCCCGGAAGUUUGAAGCAUACCUGUUGCACUGUGCCCUGGAGAUCGGGUGCUCAAAUGCCGCUCUGAGGGAGGUAACCGGUUGCUUCGGUUGCGGAAAUUUAAAGUGCAGUUCAGGAUGUUGAGUGAUUCUGAAUGAUUUUGUUUGGUAAUUAGAGAUUUUGAACUGUUUUGCUGCUCUUGCGUUUAGGUGGUAGUGUAUUGACUUGUUCGUGCAACGCUUCGUAGGUGUUGUAGUCGUACUAGUCGUUGGGUUGUGCGAGGAUCUGGGUUUAUGAGGAUCGAUCGCUUGCAUUGGAGAACGAAUGUGGGUUCUCUGUUGUGGGUUACAAAUGCUGAGAGCUUGAAUGUGUAUGGAACAGUGUGAAGUUGGUGACUCCCGACAACGAUUGAAGCAUUGUAGUGGACUUGCCGGAAUCAGGUGCUGGCUGUGAGGUUCGUGAGAGUGGCGGUCUACUUAGGUAUUUUGAUCAGCAUUGGUGGAAGUUUAGUUCAUCAUUUCUUUCCUGUUGUUGUCUCCUCUCCAAAUGAUAUGCUCUAGAGGGUUCUGACUGAAGGGUUGGUCGAAUAGCAGCUAUCGCCCUGGAUUCUAGAUCUUGAGGUAGCGAUCGGUGGAAGGUAAACAUCAGGGACGAUGAAGGGGAAAACCGGAGGAUCACGGGGGCGAGAGCCGCCCCAAUUUGAGAGGGACCCCUUCGGCCUCGGUUUGAGGCAGAAGAUCGUCCCCAUUGUUGAGACCCCGACGAAACGUAGGGGUCGCAACAAUGGUGAAAACGUAGCUUUCGAUGGCACAGCCAACGUGGAGACGCCCCAGACCAAGCCUUCAUGGGCAUCGAAAGGGUCUAGAACUCCUGUCAAAGAUACCGUUGUUCUCAGCCCUGCUCUGGUCGCCAAGGGUCCCAAACCAUCUCCUGCUCGAAAUGUUUUUCCUUCGAACGAACACCCCGAAGCAAAUGCACAGAUCGCCACAGGUGCUGGACCAGAGCAAGAAAAUGGUUCAAAGAGAAAGCUCAGUUGGGAAGCUCACACAGGGCCAAGUGAGGGCGUCGCAAAUCCUUCUUCAGUGGACCCAUCAGAUUCUGGAGUAAAGGUAAUCGUAAGAAUGCGCCCCCUCAAUAAAAAGGAGGCUGCUGAAGAGGCCACAAAUAUAGUGCAAAAAUUAUCUGGUGACUCCCUGUCGCUCGGUGACCAGCAAUUCACAUUCGAUUCUGUGGCAGGUGAAACUGAGUCUCAGGAAGCUGUUUUUGAAAUGGUGGGUCGACCCAUGGUGGAGAACUGCUUGGCUGGAUUCAACAGUUCCAUCUUUGCCUACGGCCAGACAGGAAGCGGUAAAACGCAUACCAUGUGGGGUAUCCUGCCUACUUCAGGGACGGAUGCAAGUGUAACAGAGGAGCGUGGUAUCACACCACGUGUGUUCGAACAGCUGUUUUCCCGCAUCCAGCAGGAAGAGCGGAACAAUGUGGAGAAGCAGCUGCGAUAUCAAUGCCGCUGCUCGUUCCUUGAGAUAUACAACGAACAAAUUACAGAUCUACUGGAGCCGACCCAAAAGAAUCUCCUGAUCAGGGAAGACACGAAGACCGGUGUUUACGUGGAGGGGUUGACGGAAGAGUAUGUGUCGAACAUGGAUGACGUGAUAAGCCUUCUCGUUCGGGGCUCCGCGAAUAGAAGAGUCGGGUCAACAGCGAUGAACAACGAGAGUUCGCGGUCGCACAGCGUGUUUACUUUUGUGAUCGAGUCUCGAUCCAAGAGUGUUGCGGAGGGUGUGAGCAGUGUGAGAACAAGCAGAAUGAACUUGGUAGAUUUGGCGGGCUCGGAAAGACAAAAGCAGACAGGGGCUGCCGGAGAUCGUUUGAAAGAGGCUGGCAACAUCAACAAGUCGUUGUCUCAACUUGGGAACGUGAUCAACAUCUUGGCGGAAGUAGCACAAAGUGGGAAACAUCGUCAUAUCCCGUACCGGAGUUCGAGGCUGACGUUCCUUCUUCAAGAAUCACUGGGCGGCAAUGCGAAGCUUGCGAUGAUAUGUGCCAUCUCUCCAGCCAGCAGUUGUCGGACUGAGACGCUGAGUACACUGAGAUUUGCUCAGAGAGCGAAAGCUAUACAGAACAAAGCAGUAGUGAACGAAGAACUUGGUAACGAUGUGAAUCUGUUGCGUGAACAGAUCCGUCAACUGAAGGAUGAACUCAUGAGGAUGAAAUGCAAUAGUAUUCAGACUGAAGGUUCUGCUGGAGGACUGUCUAGUGGAUGGAAUGCCCGUCGCAGCUACAACCUUCUGAGACUGAGCUUGGGACAGCCCAUGACUAUCGCUCCGAAUGAAAUAAAAGAAACUGACAUGCCGCUCGAAGAGAAGAUUGGUGAGGAUGAUAGCGUGGACGUAAGUGCUGAUGGAAGUUCUGCAUCGGAUGUGGAGGCGAAGGAGCUUUCGAUGAAGACUGAAUUGAACACGGAAGAAACAGCAGAUUGGAGUAGCAAGCUCGGAUCAGUUGAUGGAUCCAGUGAAAAGGAAGAACCCAUAUCCGAAUCAUCUGCGCAGCCGGAAUUGCAAGAACCGACUUCUAACCUUGUCGCGCCUACCAUGAGUGUUUCUCCUAGGGUGAAGGAGGGGAAGAAAGAAGAGUUUGGGGUUGGCAUCACUUUUGGAUUGCCGAAAUCCCCUCUUGGAUUGCGUAGCAGCAAGGCGUUCUCAUCUUCCACGGAUCAGCUGGCUGCCAGUCUUAAUCGUGGCGUUGAAAUUCUUGAGAACCAGCGCCGACAGUCACUAUCACGACAAUCCAGAAGGUUUUCGGGAAUGCGGUUUUCUUUUCAGAAUGGUGAAUCUCCAAGUUCACCGAAGCGCGAAUCGCCUGUACGGAUUAGGAAUAACGGCCUUGGCAAUUCAACUUCAGUUCCAGGAACUGGUGAAUUUCCGUGUCCUUCUGAGCACGAAGAUAUGGUGGUCAUGUCACAUUCAAUAAUGUUGGGAUCUCCUUCCCCGGGGGAGCUUUCUCCAUUGCCUGAAAUCACUCAGGAGGACUGGAAGAUUGCGCCAUAUACUCCACCUCCUCAAACGCAACAUGCUCAGAACACAGAGGCGCUUUUGGCAGGGGCUCUAAGAAGAGAAAAAAUUGCUGAAGAGACUAUUGCACAACAAGCUGCGGACUUGGAGCAACUCACUCGUCUGGUGAGGCAAUACAAGGUGGAGAGGGAGUGUAAUGCCAUCAUACAGCAAAGCCGGGAGGAGAAAAUUGCCCGAAUGGAAUCUUUAGUGGAUGGUGUCCUUCCUAAAGAAGAUUACUACACUGACGAAUUGGCAGCUCUCCAGCUUGAGUACAAGAUGUUACAAGAGAAGUUUAUCCACCACCCGGAGCUGGCUGCAGCUAAAGCUGAACAAGAUCUGCUUAGGCAUGAGCUUCAUCGUUGCAAAGUUUUAUGUGACCUUGAUGAGCGUGAAAAUCUUCAACAAGACAUUUUGCAGCUAAGGAACCAGGUGCAUCAUUAUAUUGAGCACGGAGCUCCUGGCUCUAUGAAGCAACGUCAUCCUUCUCUGACGUCAACGCAUGGCGCUCGACUUUCUUAUAGCCCAGUUAAGGCCAUGUCUUUAACAGCUGUGCCUGAGACAAUGCCUUCAUGUGAAUCUGCAUUGUCCAUGCACGUAGAUGAUCAACCUCCAGCGUCAAUCGCGGAGGAACAUGUUGCUGAUAUUUUGGAGCAAGAGCGGCGGAAAUGGGACGAGAGAGAGAUAGAACUGGUUACGAUGGUUCAAGGACUAAGAGAAGAAUGUGACCAUCACAUGAUGUUGGCAGAGAAGAGGCGCAAGGAGCUUGAAGGCGAAAAGAGGUGUACCCAGGAGAUGCACGAAGCUCUUCAAAUGGCUAUAACAGGUCACGCUCGCAUUUUGGAUCAGUAUGCUGAGCUACAGGAGAAGCAUAUUCUCCUUUUGGCUAACAUCCGCAAGAUUCGUGACAGUGUUGUUGAAUAUAAGAAGGAGGGGAAGAGUUCCGGAUUGAUCUGUGUUGAGGAACAAUGGUUCAGUAUUCAAGCCUCACAGAUUGCAUACUAUAAAGUUGAGCAAGAGCGUUUGAAAGAGCACAUUAGGGAACUGCAAGCUCAGCUUGAUGACACUGCUGAUGCUGUGCAAGCUGCUGGGGAGCUAGUUGUACGAUUGAAGGAGUCAGAGCGAGCUGCAAACUUGGCUACGGAAAUUGCGCCAGAAAUCAACUCCGAUUAUAACGCUUGUAGAAACCUUAAUGGAGAUGUCGAGUAUCCAAUUGCCGCAUGACGAUUUCGCCGAGCAUGAUUGCAGUUUCGGUGACGACUGCUGCCAUAACAAUGGCAGUCUUUCCAGUUGCUCAGGCUGCAAGUCAUUUCGUGGUGGCUUGGGCGUUCUGGCCUAUAAUCACUACCACUGUAUCAGGAUUCUUCAACAACGUGCUUUAUAAGAAGGCAGGCUGUAACUUCAUUCUUUCUGUCCUUAUUCCAAUUCUUUACUCACAUUGAUCACUAAAUGGACCCAGCCAGUACUUGCGAGGAAGAAACAGAUUCUAACUUCAGGGAGCAUAUGUAUCUCAAAGACGUCGCCUGGUGGGUAAAAGUCGAAUACUCUAUCCAAGACAACUAUAAAAAGUAGACUGCAACCUUUUGCCGUGCUUUUCCUGUGACUUUCAUUAAGUGUAAUUGCUCUAGUUGAAGUUUGUAUCAUAGUCAUUCCUUAGACAAGUUAGCGACUUGCUAGCACCUUGUAUAUAGUAAACAGACAGUAAACCAUCUAAUCCCAUCUUCGGCAGCUAUAGAGUAAGCACCACAACCUAGGAGCUAUGCACUAGUGCAUAUAUAUAUCCGAUGCGAUUUUGAUGAGGGGAAACUCCCAGGAUACGGUCGACCGUGCCAAGGAAUCCAGACAUAGCGAUGGGCGCCCAGACAGCUUUUACAGGCACCUGCUCAUUUCUAGCGAAUGUAUGCAGCACAAGCGCCUUGGGCAGACAUAAUGUUUUAGAAACUACACAUACUCAGAUGGGUUUUUUGCUCUCAUAUCCAUAUAUUUCCUUGUUAAA